Messenger RNA from Triticum aestivum (bread wheat), 2123 nucleotides. RefSeq names its product pumilio homolog 2. The record is from RefSeq and is a predicted model, not a curated record. The transcript is spliced from 5 exons. Lineage: Eukaryota; Viridiplantae; Streptophyta; Magnoliopsida; Poales; Poaceae. Gene Ontology annotation, molecular function: mRNA binding. Gene Ontology annotation, biological process: post-transcriptional regulation of gene expression. The coding region runs from base 141 to 1952 and encodes 603 amino acids. Gene Ontology annotation, cellular component: cytoplasm.
UCCUCCCCGUGUAAAUCGGCCGGGUGUCCUCCUCCUCCCACCCCGCGUCUCACCCGGCCGCCGCCUCUCUGCCACUAUAUAAACACGCUCGCCCAAUUCAUUCCCCCGAAACCCCAGAGCAAGCGAAACUAGUACAAGCCAUGGAUUCGAGCAAGCACAAGGUGGGCUUCCCAAGCAAGCCAUCCCGCCCCGCGCCCUCCCACGGCGGCGGCCGCGCCGCCUAUCGCGGGGAGACCCCGUCCUCGUCGUCGUCGCUGCGGCCGCCACCGCAGCAGCAGCAGCAGCAGCAGCAGGGGCACGUGAUUCCGCCCGUGCCGCUGCCUGUGGAUCAGGGGGCGGACGCGUUCCCCUCCGAGCUCGAGUCGCAGGGGCGAAGGAUGGGGGAGCUGUACUUGAGGGAUUCGCCGCGCCGCGUGCGGGUGGGCGCGUCCUGGAGCGCCGUCUACGGCUACGACCCGGCCCAUCCCAUGCCCCCGCGCCCCCGCGUCCACGACGACGAGACGACGCGCGGCGCCGCCUUGGUCGCCUCGUCGAUACAGCAGCAGCCGGGACCGAUCCCGCCGCUGCACCCGCAGUUUGGGUCGGCGCAGCGCCUCUACGGGCGGAGCGAGACCUCCUCGAGCGGCGCCGCUCCAGUUGGCACGGCGCGGCCGUCCGCAGUGGACCUGUUCUACGGGCGGCGCGGGACCUCCUCGAGCGGCGCCGCUCCAGUUGGCACGGCGCGACCGUCCGCAGUCGAGCUGUUCUACGGGCGGCGCGGGACCUCCUCGAGCAGUGCCGCUCCAGUUGGCACCGCGCGACCGUCCGGAGUCGGCCUGUUCUACGCGCCGCAGACCUGGCCGCAGCCGCCGCAACGCCAUGCAGGGGACGGGACCCGGAGCUCGCACUCGGGGGCGCCAGAGCCACCGAUUCACCAAGACUCGAGGCUGGAGAAGAUCCGAUCGGAGUCGCUCCGUUCCCCGAUGACGCUUGAGCAGCUGCUGAUGUAUUGCUCGGCAUUCGUGGUCCAACUGCUGGAGCAGGGUGAGGAGGAGAUGCGCCACAGGGUGCUCGGCUGGUUCGUGCACCGCGCGCACGAGAUCAUGGGGAACAGGCAGGGGCAUGCGGUGUUCGCCACGCUGCUGCGCAUCUGCCGCUGGCGGUAUGAGGAGCUCCGCAGCAUCGUGGAAGCCGCCGUCACGCCCAACCUCGUCUCGAGGUCCAACGACGGGGUGACAUCUCUGAAGAUGCUCAUUGCGGAGGUGGCGCGGCACUGGGACCUGUCCGAGCGGCUCGUCGGCAGCUUCGUGAAUGAGCGCGUGAUGGACGAGGCCGGAGGGAACGAACUGAUUGCCGACUGUUUCGCCACGAUGCCUUACGAGGUGACCAGGGCUCUGAUCCGGCACGCCCUGGACACCAUCAAUGACAAGCUGGAGUCAGAGUUGGGGUCGAGGUGCCUGGCAGUAUGCUUCAGGAACGCGCGAGCCGACCAUCUCAAGGACUUCGAGAAGGCCGUCUGUGAAGGCGCCAUAGCAAUGGCCAUGGGCCAAUACAGCAACUACUUCAUGCAGGGCGUCCUGGAGCAUGGGGACAUAGGUGUACAGUACGCCGUCGUGGAUCAGCUCAUGACGGAAGUCGCCAGUCUGUGCUGCCACCGGUACGGGCACUACGUGGUGCAGUCUUGCAUCCUGAAGAGCGGCGAUUACCGGGGCGAGCUGCUGCGGCGUCUGAUCCAGGAGCUUGAACGGCUGGGCGAUACACAGCUCGCCGGGCUGGUGAAGAACCGCUUCGGCAGCCGCGUCCUCAGCCGCCUGCUCGACACGGCCGAAACUCCUCGCUUCAGGAGCGAGCGCUGGGGGUGGGAGCUGGCCCAGAGGAUCAGGCGCGCAUCGGCGGCCCACCUGGGGCCUGACCUGGAGAAGACUAACGCGAAGCGGGUGAUGAAGUCCGUAGACCGGAUGGGGCUGUCGUAGCUAUCGUUUCUGUGUGUUUUGCAUUGUUGUCGAUCUGACGGAAGCUGUCGUCUGGGGAUGGCUAGUUCGGUUCUAGAUGUGGACAUGGUGUCGAAUGUCGAGUGCGAGCCUGAUUUGGAACGCUGCUGGAACCUGGCGUCUUAUCUUUGAUGUGAAGUGUACGUGUUUGCA